AUGGUCAUUAAUGAAGCCUUUCAAGUUGUUGCAAUGAUUGAGAAGCUGUCUUCUAGUUGGGGAGACUUUAGAAAUUAUCUCAAGGACAAGAGAAAGGAUAUGGACAUGGAGGCUCUUAUUGGAAAGCUUCAAAUUGAAGAUGACAAUAAGAGGUCUGAUAGAAGAUUCAUGAAGGCCGAAAUGAAGGCAAAUGUUAUGGAGCAUGGAAGUAGCUCCAAGAACAAGAAGAAACCUGGAAAGAAUUCCAAGAUGGGUCACAGAGCGGUGGAUUGUAGACUUCCGAAGAGAAAGAGGAACAUAGAGACAAUGAUGAUGGAGUAUAUCACAAGAGAGGUUGAUGAGAUUGACCUAAGCACUGUUGUCUCUGAGGUGAACCUAGUGGGUUCUAACCCAAGAGAGUGGUGGAUAGAUACAGGUGCAACCUGCCACGUGUGUGCAAAUGGAAGCAUGUUCACCUCCUUCGAACCAAAGGCAAAUGGGGUGAAGUUGUUCAUGGGUAACUCUGCCUAUUCAGAAAUCCAAUGGGAGGGCAAGAUUGUCUUGAAGAUGACCUCUGGGAAGGAUCUAACUCUUAAUAAUAUGUUUAACAAGUCUCUCCUGGCGAAAUUUGCUUGGGCAUUGGGUGUGGACCCCGACUUCAGAUUCUGA
This is a messenger RNA of Ziziphus jujuba (common jujube), 648 nucleotides long. RefSeq lists its product as uncharacterized. The coding region runs from base 1 to 648 and encodes 215 amino acids. The transcript has 3 exons. Lineage: Eukaryota; Viridiplantae; Streptophyta; Magnoliopsida; Rosales; Rhamnaceae. The record is from RefSeq and is a predicted model, not a curated record.